This is a messenger RNA of Nematostella vectensis (starlet sea anemone), 4591 nucleotides long. RefSeq names its product pre-mRNA-processing factor 40 homolog B. Gene Ontology annotation, molecular function: RNA binding; protein binding. The record is from RefSeq and is a predicted model, not a curated record. NCBI's taxonomy places the organism in Eukaryota, Metazoa, Cnidaria, Anthozoa, Actiniaria, Edwardsiidae. Gene Ontology annotation, biological process: mRNA cis splicing, via spliceosome. Gene Ontology annotation, cellular component: U2-type prespliceosome; U1 snRNP. The coding region runs from base 99 to 2948 and encodes 949 amino acids. The transcript has 23 exons.
AGCACAGUUGUGUCCCGCACACCAAAUACCCGAAAAGGCUCACGGGUAUCCACGCGAGGUAAGCUUCACAAGAAAAACUUCUUUCGACUCGAAUAACUAUGGCUUCUGGUGGGUUUAAUCCUCCACCCAGCUCUGUACCGGUUAGCUACCCUGGGCCGCCGCCGGCCAUGUAUGCGGUUCCAGGAAUGCCGAUGCCACCUGCUUACCCUGGAAUGCCCACAUACCCACCACAACCCAUGCAGUUUCUGCCCGGCACUUUACCAGGAAUGCCACCACCACCCAUGUUUGCCCAAAUGAUGGCACCACAGGCGAUGACGUUCCAGCCAAUGCCUGUCUCAGCCACAGCUCCGCUAGUCACCCAGGGGUUAACUCAAGCUACAAGCAGUCCAGUUGUGGCUGCCAGGACCCCAUCACAAGAUUCAGAUAUGACUUCCUCAGUGCAGACCCCAGAGCAAUCAAAGCCAGAGGAGGAAAAAAAACCUAAGCCAAAGAAGAAAAAAGUCCCUAAGAAAAAGACCCCCUGGACAGAGCACAAAGCUCCAGAUGGGCGGACAUAUUUCUACAACAAUGACAGCAAAGUGUCAACAUGGCAGAAGCCAGAUGAACUUAAGACUCCUUCUGAGAUCAUUCUGGAUUCAUUCCCUUGGAAAGAACACAAAGCUGAUUCUGGGCGUGUCUACUAUCAUAACACGGAAACAAAGGAGUCUAUAUGGACAGAGCCCAAGGAACUCACAGAGUUGAAAGAAAAAAUCAAGGCAGAGGCAGAAGCUGAAAAUCAAGAGGAGGGAGAGGAAUCAGAAGAAGAAGAAGAGGAGGAAAAGCCGGCCACUCAGAAUGAAGCCAAACAAGAUACUUCAGCAACGAACACUCAAGCUGUGCCCUCUGCAAGUGCUGUCAAUACUAGUGAGAUACCAGCAGCGACUGUUGUGGAGAAAAAGGACUACAUUUAUGCAACAAAGGACGAGGCCAAGCAAGCCUUUAAAGAGUUACUAAAGGAAAAGGAGGUUUCCCCCGCUGCAUCAUGGGAUACGGCCAUGCGCCUUAUUGUAAAUGAUCCCAGGUAUGGGGCACUGAAAAAGAUGAACGAAAAGAAACAGGCAUUCAAUGAAUACAAAACACAGCGAGCCAAUGAAGAAAAGGAGGAGCACAGAAGAAAAGCCAAGAAGGCACGAGAGGACUUGCGGGUUUUCCUUGAGAACAACCGUCGCAUGCACUCCUCUGUGCGCUGGCGCCGAGCCUGUGACAUGUUUGAGGGUGUCCCUGAGUGGGAAGCAGUGCAUGAUAGGGACCGCAAAGAUGUGUUUGAUGAUGUGGUCUUCUUCCUGGCUAAGCGAGAGAAGGAGGAGGAGAAGGAACUCCGUGCUAAGAACCGCAAGACUAUGCUGGAGGUGUAUAACAGCAUGCCAAAUAUCACCUACAGAACUUUAUGGGCUGAGGCCCUGCAAAUGAUCAAAGACCACCCCACAUAUGGAGAAGAUGAGGAGAUCCAGAACAUCAACCGCGAAGACAUGCUGAUAGCAUAUGAGGACCACAUCCGGGCACUAGAGCAGGACCAGGAGGAAGAGAAGCUGCGUGAGAAGAACAGGACGAGGCGACAGCAGCGCAAGAACAGGGAUGGGUUCCUGUUUUUACUUGACGAGCUCCAUAAGAAGGGUAAACUACACUCGAUGUCGCUGUGGUGUGACCUCUACCCUACCAUCGGCUCAGAUGUGCGCUUUUCUAACCUUCUGGGUCAGCCAGGGUCAACACCCCUAGACUUGUUCAAGUUCUAUGUGGAAGAUCUGAAGGCCCGCUAUGUUGACGAGAAGAAAAUCAUUAAGGAAAUUCUCAAGGAUUGUAACAUUACUGUUGACACAGACAGCAGCUUCAGCGACUUUAGUGAACUGGUGCAGUGUGAUAAACGAAGCGCGACCCUAGACCCUGGUAACAUCAAGAUGGCCUUCAACCAUUUGAUUGAAAAAGCAGAAGCGCGAGAGAAAGAACGCCAAAAAAAGGAGGAGAAAGAGCAACGACGAAAAGAGAGUGCAUUCAAGCAAAUGUUGAAAGCGUUCUCUCCUGCCUUGGAGGCGACUAGCUCGUGGGAGGAGGUGCGAGAGCGCUGUGAAGCAGACAGCUCGUUCAGCGCGAUUACCUUAGAGGCUGACCGGAUUCGCAUCUUCCAGGAGUAUCUCGCCUCAUUAGAGGCAUGCUCCCACCACCAUUCAUCCAAAUCGCACAAGAAAAGCAAAAAGACAAAGAAGCACCGGAAAAGGUCUCGCUCACCCACUCCAGACAGCGGGGAGUCAUCACACUCGGAUGAGGAUACAAGUCGGGAUAGAAACCGUGAAAAGGAGAACGAUCGAGAAAGAGAAAAAGAACGUGAAAAGGAGAAGGAAAAAGAAGAGAGGGACAAAGAAAGAGAAAAAGAGAAAGAAAAGGAGAAAGAGAGAGAAAAGGAGAAAGAGAGAGAACGGGAGAAAGAGAGAGAUAGAGAUAAGUCUUCACACAAAAAGAGGAGGCAUAAGAGGUCAAGGUCACGGUCUAGAAGUGCAUCCACAGCCUCUGAAUCCGAUGCCGAAAAAGAGAGUAGUUCCAGGCGGAAAAAACACAAGAAGAAAUCAAAGAAAAAGCGACAUCAUUCUCCUUCGGCCUCCGAGUCCGACUCUGAAAAGCGUCCCAAGGGCAAGGAGAAGAGUCGCAAAGACGCGGAUGACAGUGACCAAGAGCGUGACAGAAGUAAGCGUGACAAGAAAGACCGCAAGGAGAAGCGUGACCGAAGGAGUAAAGAGAGGAGCAAAGAUGAGAGCAAGGAGGAGAGGAGGCGGUCUAAGGAGAGGGAGAAUUCCCCGGAUGCCAAGAAGGGCAAGGAUAAGGAAAACUCGGACUCUGGAUCAAGCGACAGUGAAACUGAGCUCGAGAAUCGUCGACGUGCCUUGCUGAAAGAACUAGAAGUAGCAAACGCGCGUUAGGGAUGAUAUGCGUAUUUUUUUAUCGACAAACUGGCUCGAAAUGACCUAAGUAAAUAGCCGCCUUUAUUUGAAUAGCUGAUACUAAGCUUAAACGUCGUACUAUCUAUGAGCCAUAUUCAAUGCAAAUACAUACAAAUAAAUAUAAACGAUUGACUUGAAUCGUUUGCAUGUAUUUGCAUUGAAUAUGGCUCAUAGAUAGUAAACCUAAAUAUCCUAAACCUAAUGGCAUUGUAUUGACUACGGCUCAUGGAUAAUGAGACGUUUGAACUUAGCCUGAUAAGAGCUUUACCCCGGUGUAAGAACCAUUUCCAGAUGACAUUUUUGUAUUUAGCUUUGUUUUCAUUACGAUUCGUUCUACCCAACAAAAGAAGCUUUGUAUCCUAAUUCGUGCGCAUACACAGGUUCUAAAGCCUCGUGCAAACUGCGCCAGCACCUGCCAGCAUUGCUGGCGAUUUUUCGCUUGACUGACUAUAGGACAAAGGAAAUGUCAAAAUGGGAAAUGGACUUUCUGACAUUUCCUUUGUCUUGUGGUCAGUCAAGCAAGAAUUCGCCAGCAAUGGUGGCCGGUGCUGGCACAGUUUGCACGGGGCUUUAUACCGCGGUAGAGCCCGAAUUAGAUUGAUAAGAUUGACACGUAAUGGAAUUUCAGCUAAGUAGAGCAUGAAAGCUACUCUACAAAACAAUGAAGCCAUAGAUUAAAUGGUCGUGCGCCAGGGUCGCAUUAUCGUGCCAAUAGAAAAGUUCGUCUGAUAAUGCGACGUUAGCACGCCGUUAAUUGAGCACAAAAUUGACGAGAAGCACGACACCACGUUUUCUGUGGAACAGCUCUUUGGUUCUCGUUCGGCUACGCCUUGUAAUCUAGGCCUAAAUGGACUAAAAAUGUAACUUUGUAGCAAGUGUGAAGACUGCGAGCCCUGUCUUGCAAAUCUUCUGAAAUAUACCAUUUUAAACCUUGAUGACGGUGCCUGUUGUCGGUUCGAGACAACUCCUUUUGCAAGAUAUAGUAUUGACAGUACACGCUAGUCUUGACAUUACACGCUAUAGCUUCACAUUACACGCUAGAGUCUUCACAAUACACGCUAGUCUUGACAUUACACGCUAUAGUCUUCACAUUACACGCUAGAGUUGAUGUUACACGCUAUAGUCUUCACAUUACACGCUAGAGUCUUCACAUUACACGCUAGGGUCUUCACAAUACACGCUAGAGUCUUGACAUUACACGCUAUAGUCUUCACAUUACACGCUAGAGUCUUGACAUUACCGCUAUAGUCUUCAGAUUACACGCUAUAGUCUUCAGAUUACACACUAGAGUCUUCAGAUUACGCGCUAGAGUCUUGACAUUACACGCUAGAGUCUUGGCAUAACACGCUAGAGUCUUUACAUUACACGCUAGAUUCUUCACAUUACACGCUAGAGUUGAUAUUACACGACAGUCUGCUUGUACUACGCUAAAAAAUCAACUUGGGAUCGCUGUUUUACAAACUCAUCAUUUUACCGAUGGCGAUAUCACAAGCUCCCAUUAACUAUUUUUAGAUCAUGUAAAUCAUAUUAUUUUAUAUAUGUAGUGCAUGCUAUGGAUAAGAAAAACAUUUAACAUUUGUUUAUGACCCUAAUGAGCCUCAAACAUAAAAAUUGACGCGAAA